AUGUCAGGUGAUUUAGACAGGGUGGCGGAGCCUGAACGUGACAAUGGCAUAUACAUUUACAAUGAAGAUGAUGAAGCAGACAUCACUAAGGGAUUUACACAGCCUCCACAAGAGUUUCAGGAGAACAUCAAGAGUCUGGAUCAUGUGACACUCAACAUAGCUGUAACUGGAAAUACAGGAGCAGGAAAGUCCACUUUUGUGAACGCCAUACGGGGACUGGGUAACGAUGAUGAGGGGGCAGCUGAUACUGGAGUGACGGAGACCACAAGGACGCCCACGGCCUACCCGCAUCCCACAAUGCCAAAUGUCACCGUUUGGGAUCUGCCAGGUAUCGGUACUCCUAAGUUUAACGCCAAGACGUAUCUGUCUGACAUGCACUUUGAGCGCUUUGACUUCUUCAUCAUCAUCACCUCAGAGAGGUUCAAAGAGAAUGACAUAAACCUGGCCAAAGCAAUCACGAAGAAGAAAAAACUGUUUUAUUUCAUUCGUUCAAAGAUUGACAAUGACAUCAAUGCAGAAAGCAAAAGAAGAGACUUCAAUGAGGAACAGUUGUUAUCUAAGAUCAGAGAAGACUGUAAGGAGAACUUGAAAAGUGUUGGAAACCCACAGGUUUUUCUGAUAUCCUCCUUUAACUUCGAAGAAUAUGAUUUCAACAGGUUGAUGGACACUCUGGAAAGAGAACUCCCCGACAACAAGAAACACGCCCUCAUUCUGUCUCUACCAGUGUACUCCAUGGAGGCAUUGCAGAGGAAGAAGAGGCAUUUUCAGAGGAUGAUUUGGCUUACAGCCUUUGGCUCUGCUGCUGUAGCCGUGGUUCCUCUCCCGGGUCUGACGGUGGUGUGUGAUUAUGGCGUUGUCACCGCAUUUCUUAGUAACAUUUUCCGAUCUUUUGGGCUUGAAGAUACCUCUCUACAGAUCCUUGCAAAGAGAGUGAAAAUGAACUGGCAGGACUUGAAAGCUGAAAUAACCUCCAGGUUUAAGGAUGGAGUCACAACUGAGGUGGUAAUGUCUUUUUUCAAAACGCCUUCAGUGGCCGCCAUCAUGACCCUCAAGGGACUCCUGAGCUGUGUGAUCCCAUUCGGACACCUGCCUGCUGGAGCCGUGACGGUAGGCAUCAUCCACCACCUGCUCAAUAAAGGCCUCAGAGAAAUGGAGAAUGAUACCAGAUCUGUGCUGGAGAAGGCACGACUGCUGCAGCAGGAGUAG
Clupea harengus (Atlantic herring) is the source of this 1206-nucleotide messenger RNA. RefSeq names its product interferon-inducible GTPase 5-like. The record is from RefSeq and is a predicted model, not a curated record. Gene Ontology annotation, cellular component: membrane. Gene Ontology annotation, molecular function: GTP binding. NCBI's taxonomy places the organism in Eukaryota, Metazoa, Chordata, Actinopteri, Clupeiformes, Clupeidae.